AACUUUCUAAUCAAUUAUUUUUUAUCCCUAUACUCCAAAAUUUUCUCCUAUAGAUAUAAUCCCCCUAAGGCCCUUCACUUCACAGUUCAGUUAAUGUUGCUUGGUGGAUUUGGGCACGAGAGACAACCAACUCUUUCUAACGACAUAAACGACUUUCCUUCUCGCAAUUUCUUAUCCGGAAAAAAUAAACUUCAAUUAUUCACCUUUUUUCUUCAUGUUCGUUCAUGAUCUUUCUCUUCAGCCUCGUUUUGAUUAUGCCGUAGUGUUUCUCCUUUCUAUAAUCUUCACACUUUUUCUCCCUUCUUCUUCCCUCCCCAUUCAUGCUUCCCUUUUAAUACUGUUCAAUUUCCUACUCUAUGCUGUCCAAUUUGGUUAUGUGCUAGCUAGUUUCCUCACUGAAUUAAUCACGCUGCAAUAAAGUUACCAAUCUACAUUAGAAGCAAAAAUAACAAAAUUCACGUAUCAUUGCCACAAACCCAUCAAGUUAAUCUAAAAAAAUAUUCAAGAAUGAAUUAUAUGUAUCAAGUGAAAGAAGAAUACUUAGAAUCAUCACCAUCAUCAUCAUAUCAAUUAGGUGGUGAAUUUCCAGCAAAGCCAAUUGAAGGACUUCAUGACACGGGACCCCCGCCAUUCCUGACCAAAACUUUUGAUGUUGUGGAUGAUCCUGUUACCAAUCAUGUAGUUUCUUGGAGCAGAGAUGGCACAAGCUUUGUGGUUUGGGAUCCAAAUACCUUCUCUACAAGUCUUCUUCCCAGAUACUUCAAGCACAACAAUUUCUCAAGCUUUGUCAGGCAACUAAACACUUAUGGUUUUAGAAAAAUUGAUCCAGACAAAUGGGAGUUUGCAAAUGAAGGAUUCAUCAGAGGGCACAGGCACUUGUUAAGAAACAUAAGGAGAAGGAAGGCACCUUCCCAACUAACACAAGGUCACCACUGUGUUGAGGUUGGACGUUUUGACUUAGACAAGGAGAUUGAUCGUUUGAGGCAUGACAAGCUGGUGUUGCUUAUGGAGCUUGUGAAUCUAAGAAAGCAGCAACAGAAAGCCAGAAUGUACAUUCAGGAGAUGGAGCAAAGGUUACAAGGGACAGAAAUCAAGCAGAAACAAAUGAUGGCAUUCUUAGCUAGAGCUAUAAAAAAUCCAACCUUCAUACACCAACUCCUUCAGAAAGAGAAGAGUAAGGAGCUUGAAGAAGCUUUCACCAAAAAGAGAAGGCAAAUUGAGCAAGGAGCUAGAGGGUUUGGAGAAUCAAGCAGUGUUAAAGUUGAGGCUUUAGAAUUUGGAGAUAGUGAAUUUGGAAUAUCAGAGUUGGAAAUGUUAGCUAGGGAAAUGCAAGGUUUUGGAAAGGGAGGGAUAGAUCGGGAGGUAGGACCUGAGGCACUAGAAUCACAAGAGAGGCUGGAUAGAGUACUUGAUGAAGAGUUUUGGGAAGAACUAUUGUUUAGUGAGAAAUUUGAGGGUCGAUUAGAUAUUCCAACUGCUGAAGAUAAAGAUGAAGAUGUUAUCAAAGUGUUGGCCAAUCAACUUGAUCUUUUGGAUUCAAGUCAUUAAGUGCCCCACUGAAUCAUUUAACCCUUUCCAUUCCGUUCACUACUAGGUUCAAGACUUCAAGACCUGCCAAAGUCAAUUAUAAAGGAGGCGCAUAUGGUGGAGUCAUAUUAUAUAAUGCUAUAAUCUUUGGUGUUUAUAAUUCUAGCUAACUCUAUUAUAUGUCCUUUUGUAGCACAUGGUGAAACCCCGGAUUCUCACUUCUCUCACUUCAAUAGUUUGAUGAGGUAGGUUGCUGCUGGUGCUUGGAUAAGAGUAUUUGGUAGUGAUAGCGAUCACUAUAUACGCCAAGGUUCAAUUUUUUAAACCCCCUUCAUGUACCUAUGUAUGUGUAGUUGAUAUGAAUCUGUCAAGGUCUAAUUAUUUCAAAAUAUCAGUAGUGCUAAUGCAUCAUAUCAACCCAGAUAUGUUAUUGAUUGUUGUAGGUAAUUUGUUUAUUACCUCAAUGAAUGUAGAAUGGACAAGAAGUAGCUGUUCUCGAACAAUAGUAACUGAAGAUCAAGAGCCACCUGGUGGUUAAGGUUGUCGGUUUGUUUUUUUAUCCCCUCCUAAAAUUUGUGUGUAUAUCCUUAGCCAUUUGGUCAGAAACUAGAGAGAGAGAGACCACAGUGGACUCUUUUAUGGAUGAUGUUACAUUAUAAGUACUAUGUACUUAGGUUUCAUUAUUAGUCACCACAUGUUAAUGGCUCAUUUCUCGUAAAAAAAAAAAAUCAUUUGCAGACUUCAA
Glycine soja is the source of this 2272-nucleotide messenger RNA. RefSeq names its product heat stress transcription factor A-7a-like. Gene Ontology annotation, molecular function: RNA polymerase II cis-regulatory region sequence-specific DNA binding; DNA-binding transcription factor activity. Gene Ontology annotation, biological process: regulation of transcription by RNA polymerase II. Gene Ontology annotation, cellular component: nucleus. Bases 508 to 1548 code for a protein of 346 amino acids. The record is from RefSeq and is a predicted model, not a curated record. Lineage: Eukaryota; Viridiplantae; Streptophyta; Magnoliopsida; Fabales; Fabaceae. The transcript is spliced from 2 exons.